Molecule: messenger RNA, 4533 nt
Organism: Colletotrichum higginsianum IMI 349063
Lineage: Eukaryota; Fungi; Ascomycota; Sordariomycetes; Glomerellales; Glomerellaceae
Product: ATP-dependent bile acid permease
Exons: 5
Coding region: 1-4533 (1510 amino acids)
Biological process (GO): transmembrane transport
Cellular component (GO): membrane
Molecular function (GO): ABC-type transporter activity; ATP hydrolysis activity; ATP binding
Source: RefSeq, a predicted model, not a curated record
AUGUCCCUUCCGCUCAGUGGUGCAGCAUUGGCUGUUGCAGCGCUGUCAUCGUCUGUCGCAGCCUACAACGUGUUUCGUCAACUGCGAAUUGGGAAGCCAAAGGGUUGGUUUUACGAGGACGUCGAUGGUUACGCCACGCCGAAAGCCCUGGCCGAGUUCUCUAGCAGAGGUAUCAAGGUCGCCGUCCUUCUCUUUUCAGCCAUUGGGACGGGCACGUCCAUCGCCGGUCUGGUACUCUCAACUGUCUACAAGUUCCGCCAUGGCUUCUUGUUGGAAAACAGCUUGAACGCGGCUGCGUGGGGCCUCGUUCUUCUGCAGGCUAUCUGCAUAGCUGUUUUGCACUCUCCUGUUGAGUCCCAUAACCUGGGUAUUUGGCUCACAGUUUCAUCCUGCUUCCUGGCGGUAUCCUCGGCUCAACCCUUGAGCUAUUACUUCACGGCGCAGUUUACGGGGCAAAGGGCUGUCAUGGGUCUUGUAUGGUUGAUCAGUGCUCUUGAUGCCACAAUGCUCGCAGCCGUCAGCGGCAUGCUCCCUCGAAGGCCGGAAAUCGUCUACGACGGAGCCAAAGUCGACCGUCAGUGGACUGUCUCUCUACUCAACCGAUUGACCUGGUCCUGGAUCCAACCGCUGCUGCGCCACGCCUCGCUGCACGAUGGACUCGAGGGAGACGACGUCCCUCACGCGGACUUCAAUCUGAGAUCGAAGCAGUUGGCGAAAGAGUGGAACAAGUUUGAACAUAAACCCACUCUGUUUCUGUCUCUCGCGGCGACGUACAAGGGAAGAUUGGCGGUUUUGUGGGCGGCAACCCUCGUCCGCUGCGCGGUCAGCAUCCUCCCGUUCUGGUUCAUGCUCCGCAUCCUCAAGAUUCUCGAAACCGAGGUCACCAGAUCCAACCCGGUGCAGCUGUUCAUCUUCGUCCUGGGCAUGGCUGUCUCCAACCUUGCCGACUCCUGGAUGGAGGGUUGGGCGUAUUGGUAUUCCCUGGCCGACCUCGCUCUGCCGAUCCGCACCCAGAUAUCGGGUCUCAUAUUUGACAAGGCACUGCGGCGGAAGAACGUCAGAGCAGCGGGCCCGGACGACUCGGCUGGUGAGUCUGAACAGGCCGACGCGGCAUCAGCCGAGGACUCGUUCGUGCCCAAGUCUCGUCAGGUCAUUGUGAACCUGGUCGGCGUCGACACCGAGCGCCUGUCGUACUUCUUCCAGUUCCAGUUCCUCAUCCUCAACGGGGUCGUCAAGCUCGUCAUCUUCUCCUUCUUCCUCCUCCAGCUGCUCGGCUGGAUCCCGUUCUGCGCCGGCAUCGCCGCCUGGGCCGUCACCUUGCCGCCGAAUGCUUGGUUUUCGAGAAAAGUCCUAGCCGAGUCGCAGUCUCUGAUGCGGCACCGGGACGCCAAGCUGUCCAAGAUGAACGAAGUACUCCUCGGGCUGCGGCAGAUCAAGUUCUCCGGUCUGGAGUCACGGUGGGAGAGGCGGAUCCUUGCGCUGAGAGAGACGGAGCUCAAGACCCUCUGGAAGUUCUUUCUUGCAGAUAGCGGGUUGUUCGCUUGCUGGGUCAUCAGCCCGAUCUUCCUGGCUGUGGCAUCACUCGUCACCCACGUCUUCAUCGAGGGUUCGUUGUUGCCUUCGGUGGCGUUCGUUAGCAUUGGAAUCCUGAACAGUCUCGAGACAACUCUGGGAUCGCUUCCGGAGCUGCUCACCCUGGCGCUUGAUUCUCUUGUUUCUCUGAGAAGGAUUGAUGCCUAUCUGAAAGAGUCAGAAAGAGAAGCGUUGGUGGCUGAUGGCUCCUGUAUCGUUUUCGAGAGGGCUUCCAUCUCCUGGCAUGCCGACGAGGAUACCCCCCAGAAGGACAGGUUCACCAUGGACGAAAUCAGCUUGUCGUUUCCAAAAGGAGCACUCUCCGUCAUCUCCGGGAAGGUCGGGACAGGUAAAACGCUUCUUUUGUCCGCCAUACUGGGUGAAGCAGAUCUUUUGAGCGGCUCGAUUCGGGUACCCAAGAAACAAACUUCCAAGCAAGAUGUUCCCAACACGGACAAAUGGGUUAUCCCAGGAUCCAUCGCCUACAUCAGCCAGACCCCGUGGCUCGAGAACGCCUCUCUGCGAAACAACGUCCUGUUCGGCCUUCCCUUCAACAAAGAGCGGUACGACGACGUCCUCGACGCGUGUGCCCUGAGAGAAGACCUCGCUGCGCUUCCGGACGGCGAUGGCACGGAGCUCGGGGCCAACGGCGUCAACCUGAGCGGCGGUCAGAAGUGGCGUGUCACGCUCGCGCGUGCCGUGUACUCCCGGGCCGAGAUCCUACUAAUGGAAGACAUCUUCAGCGCCGUGGAUUCGCACGUGGGCGCGUGGAUAUUCGAAAAGUGCCUCACGGGCGACCUCUGCAGAGGACGGACGAGGGUCCUCGUCACACACCACUUGGGUCUAGUCCUUCCCGAAGCAGAGUUUCUGGUUGAACUCGGGGACGGUGGCGUAGUCUACUCCGGCUCGGCGGGAACUCGAGCUCCAAGCGGCAGCCGAGAUCAGGGUCCGUCGGACGUUGUCAUUGCCGGCUCCGUUGAUUCCGAUCCCGGUGCGAAAUCGACUGCGGACGUUGUGAACCCGGAGCGCUCUCAACUACCAGAGCCACUUACUUCUCCUCCAAGGAAGUUCAUGCAAGAAGAAAGUCGCCAGAAAGGCACCGUAAAGGCGAGCGUCUAUCUAACGUACGUCAGAUGCAGCGGUGGUCUUUAUCUAUGGGCUGCUUGUCUUGGAGUUUACCUUACGUACCAAGUUGGAAUCAUCGGUCGGGCUUGGUGGCUUCGAAUCUGGACUGGCGAGGCCAACGUCAAUGCAGCAAGCGGGAGCUUCCUCGUCCAUCCGGCUUACAACUCCCCCUUUGCUACACAACAGUUAUUCGCCCAGACGGCCGACCAGAGUCCCACAAAGACCGAUGUGCUCUUCUACGUCCAAGUCUACGUUGCCAUCUCGCUCGGCACGGCGCUCAUCGGCGUCCUGCGCAACAUUUCGUCCUACUUCCUCGCCGUGAGGGCGAGCAGGGCGCUCUUCGAGAAGAUGCUCUUCGCAGUCAUGCGCGUCACGCUGCGUUGGCUGGACACCGUCCCCACCGGCCGCAUCCUCAACCGGUUCACGGCCGACUUCAGCGUCAUCGACGAGCGGAUCGCCAUGACCUGGAGCCUGUUCCUCUCCAACCUCCUCAGGCUGGUCGGCAUCUGCGUCGCGUCCUGCUUUGCGUCGCCGUACCUCAUCAUCCCCGCCGUUGUCCUUCUCGGGUUCGGAGUCGUCGCCGGCAGCAAGUACCUCGUCGUCAGCCGGCCGCUGAAAAGGCUCGAGAGCAACGCCAAGUCCCCCGUCUUUGAGCUCUUCAACACCACGCUGGCCGGCCUCUCGACGAUCCGGGCAUUCCGGAAGACGCAGACGUACCUGGAACAGAUGCACCGCAGCCUCGACACGUGGGCGAUGACCACCUUCUACAUCGCCCUGGCCAACCGGUGGAUGAGCUUCCGCAUGGCUCUCAUCGCCGCUCUCUUCAGCGUCGCGGUGGGAGUCGUCAUCACCGUCAAGCCCAUUGACGCGGCCUUGACCGGGCUCGCCUUGACUUUCAUCCUGGACUUUUCCGAGAGCCUUCGCUGGAUGGUUCGGUGCUACGGGGACAUGGAGCUGGAGAUGAACUCGAUGGAGCGCGUGGUCGAGUACAUGGCCCUGGAGACGGAGCCGCUUGCAGGGGAGAACCCGGCGGCAGUCUGGCCAACCUCGGGAAGCAUCGAGUUUGAGAAGCUCGAGGUUGGCUACGCGCCAGACUUGCCGCCUGUGCUCACGGAUCUCUCGCUCCGGAUCAGGCACGGUGAGCGGAUUGGCGUUGUGGGCCGUACUGGGGCAGGCAAGUCGUCGUUGACGCUCGCCCUGUUCCGGUUCCUGGAAGCCCGGUCGGGCAGUAUCACGAUUGAUGGGCUUGACAUCUCGAAGCUCAACUUGACUGACUUGAGAUCGCGAAUAUCCAUCGUCCCGCAGCAUCCCGUGUUAUUCUCCGGUACACUCAGGUCCAACUUGGACCCCUUCGGCGAGUAUGCGAACGUCGAGCUUCAUGAGGCCCUCGCCAGGUUUCAUCUCACAGGGUCAUCAUCCAGUCACGAGUCCGACGAGUCUGGGAGAGACACCAACCUCUUCCGCGACUUGUCAAGCCCUGUAUCCGAGUCUGGCGGCAACCUCUCCCAGGGCCAGCAACAGCUCGUGUGCAUCGCCCGUGCCCUCCUCGCCGACUCCAAGAUCGUAGUCCUCGACGAGGCCACCUCGUCCAUCGACGCGGCGACGGACGACCUGAUCCAGCAGAGCAUCCGCAGCUGCUUCGUCGACAGGACCCUGAUUGUGGUCGCUCACCGGCUGCGGACCGUUUCCGAUUUCGACAGGAUACUUGUCCUUGACGGCGGGCGCAUGGUCGAGUUCGGGACGCCGCGCGAGUUGUGGGACAACGAGGGCGUGUUCCGCGGCAUGUGUGAUAGUACGGGGGAGAAGGAAGAGUUGCGUCAGAGUAUCGUGGGCUGA